AUGCCCACUUCCGAUCUUCGCCUCCAUCCACGAGGUUACAAAACACACAAAUGGCCCGAUCUUGACGCUACUUACCUCAUCGUAAAACCCAAGUUUUCUCUACGCUUCCGCCACGCUGACGAGCUCCGGAUAGAAAGUGCAAUGUCAGACAGUUAUCGUUUCGGCGACUAUAACAAUGGUUCCCAGGUGGGGACUAACAGGGGGACGAUCUACAAUACUUUCCCGCAGACGCCAGAAAGAUCAGAAACCCCACCGCGGCCAUUCGCGACCAUCCCCUUCUCCCGCGAUCCCGAUUUUGUCAACCGCGGAGACAUUCUCGAGCAAAUCGACCGGCGAUGUUCCGAGCCCGCCGCUCGUGUGGCCCUCGUAGGCUUGGGCGGUAUCGGCAAGUCGCAGCUGGCCAUCGAGUUCGCUCACCGGAUCACUGAAAAGCAGCCGGACAUAUGGGUAUUCUGGGUCCACGCUGGAGUGUAUGAGCGCGUCGAGGAUGGCUUCAGGACGAUUGCCAAUACCGUCAAGCUGGCCGGCCGGAACGAGCCCAAGGCCAACAUCCCACAGCUUGUGUACAGCUGGCUGUCCAACGAACGGAACGGCAGAUGGAUCAUGAUCCUUGACAGCGCUGACGACCGCGAUGUGUUCGACAACGCGAAUAUUGCCCACGGCACGACCAGCGGCAAUGAGCGCGAGAGGCGGCCGUUUGCGACAUACCUACCGCAGAGCCAAAAUGGAUCGAUUAUUGUCACAACACGGGAGUUAGCAUUCAGACUGACCGGGCGCCGUCAAAAUAUGAUCGAAAUCGGACCGAUGGCGCAGACAGAUGCCCUCGCACUCCUGGAGAAGAAGCUAGGAUCGCCCGCGGAUCUAGAUGUGGCGGCCGAUCUCGUACAGGCGCUCGACCUCGUUCCGUUGGCCAUUAGCCAGGCUGCCGCCUACAUACAGGCAAGGGCGCCGCGGAGCUCGCCCGAGAAGUACCUAGCUGAGUUCCGGAAGAGUGAGCAUAGAAAGAGCAGUCUUUACAGUACGAUGCUGGGGACCUACGACGGGAUGGAGGCGCAUCGAACGCGGUUCUUACCACAUGGCAAAUAUCUUUUGACUACAUCCGCGGCCGUCUGCGGCGGAUCUCUUGUCACUUAUGAGCUUUUUCGACCGGCAAGGUAUCCCUGGUUGGGUUUAAAACCUCGUAGAGUUACUAAGGAGGAUAUUCCAGGACGGCGUAUAGACGAGGACGGAGAUACAGACUUUGAUAGCGGCAGAAGUGCUACAGAUGGUGCCGUAGAUGAUGACAUGGAUGGUGACACAGAUAGUGACCUCACGGAUGAUAGUGCAGAUACCACUGAUGAUGGAUUCGAAGAUGAUGUGGCGAUGCUGAGAGACUACUGCCUCAUAGCGACGACUGAGAUGGACGAGUUUGAGAUGCACGGGCUUGUGCAGUUCUCAACGAGGAAGUGGCUGGAACAAUGGGGGCAGCAGGAGACAUUCAAACAGAAGUUUAUCGAGCGAAUGGCAGCGUCAUUCCCAACUGGAAACUACAAGAACUGGGCGACUUGUCGAAAUCUCUUCGCACACGUUCAAGUGGCCGUCGCUUACCAACCCAGCGACGAUAGGAACGACCUAUGGGCGACACUUUUGUAUAAUGGGGGUUGGUUUGCAUGGUCGCAAGGGAGAUACGAGGUGGCACAGCGGAUGGUGGGCAAAGCGAGACGAGCCCGCGAGAAUAGACUGGGAAAAGAGGAUACGGCGAGUCUACAUAGUAUGUCACUGUUUGCUCUGGUCCUUUUGGACCGAGGCCAGUGGGAGGAGGCCGAGAAGCUGGAGGUGCAGGUGAUGGAGACGAGCAAGACCAAGCUUGGGGCCGAUCACCCUUCUACGCUAAUGAGCAUGGCCAACUUAGCGUCGACAUACAGGAACCAGGGCCGGUGGGAGGAGGCCGAGAAGCUGGACGUGCAGGUGAUGGAGACGAGCAAGACCAAGCUUGGGGCCGAUCACCCUUCUACGCUAAUGAGCAUGGCCAACUUAGCGUCGACAUAUUGGUACCAGGGCCGGUGGGAGGAGGCCGAGAAGCUGGAGGUGCAGGUGAUGGAGACUCGCAAGACCAAGCUUGGGGCCGAUCAUCCAGAUACGCUGACGAGCAUGGCCAACCUAGCGUCGACAUUUUGGAAGCAGGGCCGGUGGGAGGAGGCCGAGAACCUGUUUUUGCAGGUGAUGGAGACGAGCAAGACCAAGCUUGGGGCCGAUCACCCAGAUACGCUGACGAGCAUGGCCAACCUAGCAUCGACAUACAGGAACCAGGGCCGGUGGGAGGAGGCCGAGAAGCUGGACGUGCAGGUGAUGGAGACUCGCAAGACCAAGCUUGGGGCCGAUCACCCAGAUACGCUGACGAGCAUGGCCAACCUCGCUUUUACUUGGAAAAGCCAAGGUCGACACUCGACCGCCUUAGCACUAAUGAAGGACUGUGCCCAGGCUCGGCAGCGACGACUUGGUGCAGAGCAUCCAGACACCCUGUCGUCUUUGGCCAUCGUCACCAAGUGGGGUAGCUAG
Podospora pseudocomata is the source of this 2538-nucleotide messenger RNA. RefSeq lists its product as uncharacterized. Lineage: Eukaryota; Fungi; Ascomycota; Sordariomycetes; Sordariales; Podosporaceae. Gene Ontology annotation, molecular function: protein binding. Gene Ontology annotation, cellular component: kinesin complex. The record is from RefSeq and is a predicted model, not a curated record.